UUCUAAUUUAGUUUUCGCAGAAGCACAUUUCUUUAUUGCGAGGGAAAUACGUGCCUACAGUUCUAUAGCGAAAUGUCUCACAGUGUCUAGUGCAAAAAAUAAAAUUGAAAGAGAAUUGGUGCGACAUUUAACUCGAGAAUAAAAAAAAAAACGGCUUUGCUGUGACAGUAAGGUCAUUCAAUAUAAUUAAUGUUUGAAAUAUCCAAAUUACUCGUUGUUAACGCGGAUACAACAUUAACCUGAGGCAGUUCGUCUUCGUACAGUCUUAGUUCUGCACCAGGAAAUCAGACGUUGUAAAUAAUGCCGGGAAUGAAAAGGUCACAAGGCUCGUUGCGAUGCGCUGGAAUAUUUGCUCUGAUUGGUUGUGCUUUGAACGCUUACGCAGCACCCGUUGUAUUCGAAAAUGAAGCAGAACCGAACCACACGAUGCCAUUGAAGUCUUCUAUUUUUCCAAUCUUCAUCGACAAAGUUCGAACAUCCAUAGGGAGAUCGAAGAGAUAUACUCUUCAAGGGACCAAAUGGAUGCACAAAAAUUUAACAUACAGAAUAAACAAUUACCCCGAAAAUCUGAAUAAAACGGAUGUUGAUAAUGAAAUCGCCAGGGCAUUUGCUGUGUGGUCAAAUUAUACAGACCUGAAAUUUGCAAUAGGAAGUGGAAAGGUCGACAUCGACAUCAGCUUCCACCGCGGAGAUCACGGAUCCAACUGCGAACCGUUCAGAGGAACGUCGCAAAUGACGGCGCACGCUUUUUACCCGGGGACUCGAUUCACUGGGGAUGCCCAUUUCGACCUGUCUCGAAAUUGGACUAUCAGAAACAACUCCGGUAUCGAUCUCUUUCAGACAGCAGUGCAUGAGUUCGGUCAUUCCCUCGGUCUUGAUCACAGCAACUUUCAGACCGCUGCCAUGUGGCCGAUCAUCAGGAGUUACUCUCCUAAUUACCAGUUGGACAAUGAUGACAUUACUGGGAUACAAAAAAUCUACGGAACAAAAACUGAAGGUACAAAAAAUAGCACGAAGGAUCAGGACGCUUCACAUAGAGAAGGAAUCCUUUUUUCAGUUACUACAGAGUCUCCACCACCAGCAUCGAAUAAAACAAUGUCUGAAACCAAUAAAAUUCAUGUGAUAAACAAACAUUUGCUGUUAUUACGAUGACCAAUCGCAAGGCGGCAAUAACCUGUCGUGAAAAAAUCCCGUCGACCUUUUCUCCUUGAUCUGAUCCACAGGUGUGGCUGGAAGUAUCGUUGCGAGAUAUAUCAAAUUUUAGUUACAUUAAUUUUGUAUAAAAACUACGUAUUUGUGAGAUUGAUACUUGAUUUUCAUACCGAUUAAAAAAAACGAAAUAUCGCAAUAUCUUACACGGAGUGUUUUUUAAAGUAUCAAUCCGAUUAACUUAUCUCCCUAACGACUCGCCUCAUUUUUGCGCAAAUAAGACUGCCAGUUAGUAUCAUGUUUCUUAAGUCUGAACGGAAAAGCAACAAGCAUUGAUAUCACGCAUAAUUUCCAAGUAAUGAUCAUUUCAACUUACUGAUGUGUCGUUGUAUUUCAGAGAAAUAUGAUAUAAAGUAUUUUUCAUAUGAUGCUUUCGCGAAUAAAUAGGUAUCAUCUGUUAUUGGGUGAGUAAACAAAAUUAAAAAAAAAAAAUGAAAAUAUUUAUAUUAGUAUUGAAAAAAA
This is a messenger RNA of Neodiprion virginianus, 1671 nucleotides long. RefSeq names its product 72 kDa type IV collagenase-like. Gene Ontology annotation, cellular component: extracellular matrix. Lineage: Eukaryota; Metazoa; Arthropoda; Insecta; Hymenoptera; Diprionidae. Gene Ontology annotation, molecular function: metalloendopeptidase activity; zinc ion binding. Gene Ontology annotation, biological process: collagen catabolic process; proteolysis; extracellular matrix organization. The transcript has 6 exons. The record is from RefSeq and is a predicted model, not a curated record. The coding region runs from base 301 to 1152 and encodes 283 amino acids.